Messenger RNA from Rhodotorula toruloides NP11, 3378 nucleotides. RefSeq names its product tuftelin-interacting protein 11. Gene Ontology annotation, molecular function: nucleic acid binding. Gene Ontology annotation, biological process: spliceosomal complex disassembly. The record is from RefSeq and is a predicted model, not a curated record. Gene Ontology annotation, cellular component: U2-type post-mRNA release spliceosomal complex. NCBI's taxonomy places the organism in Eukaryota, Fungi, Basidiomycota, Microbotryomycetes, Sporidiobolales, Sporidiobolaceae. Bases 1 to 3378 code for a protein of 1125 amino acids. The transcript is spliced from 9 exons.
AUGGCUCGCCGCAAGCAGAAGUGGAUCGAGGACGACGGCUCCGACUCGUCCUCCGCAUCCGACGUCGACGACGACCCCUCGCUCGACAUCAACGAUCCGGACAUUGCAGCCGAGCGAGAGCUCUUUGCGAACCCGUAUGGCAGACGCGGGAAGAAGCGGACUCGCGAAGAGGCGCAGGAAGACGCGACGUACGGCAUCUGGGCGCAGGGAGAUGAGGAGCCCAGGGGCGGCGGCAGCGGGAUUGGCAGUUCACGAGGCGGAAGAACGAAGAAGACGGACUAUCUCAAGGGCCAGACGUUCGUUGCUGCCGGCGCGUCUGCCAAGUCGGGCGAUCGAGACGCCCCCGUCGACAAUUUAGCUACCGCUCUCGCCAUCGAAGCGGCCCGCUCGGACGAGGAAGACGUAGCGAUGGAGCUAGGAGGGGAUUCUUCAGCGGACGAGGAUGGCGGUGGAAGCGUCAUGAGUGCGGAAGAUAUCGUCUCCCGACAGAUCGAGGAGGAGGCGGAAGCGAGGGGCGAAGACGAGGAGGACCUGCCGCCCGUCCCCGGCCUCGCUGGCCCACGAUCGCCUUCUCCGCCCGUAGUCGACGAACCUCCCGCUUCGGCACUCGCAUUCGCCCCUCGAGGAUUCGGCGCACGAAGAGGUGGCAUUGGAUCAGGCGCAGGGAUCGGUGCACGAGGAGGGAUCGGUGCAAGAGGAGGGAUUGGCGCCAAACCGCUGGCUUUCGCCGCUGCGACGGCUGCGUCCGACUCGUCCGCUCCAGCGAGCGGCGCAGCUUCGCCUAUGGAGCGAGCGUCGACGCCUCAUGCGGGACUCGGUGCUCGCGGCGGGAUCGGCUCAGGCCCCUCAGCAGGCCAAGGACGCGGCGGUAUCGGCGCGAGACCUCACCAGUCCCUCGUCGACACGCUGCGCGCCGAACUCGCAGGUCCUGCGCCCUCUUCACCGUCAGAAACCGUCACUGAGUCGCUCCCCAACUCUGCCGACGCAUCACGAACCGCCUCUCCCGCACCUCACUCCGUCUCUCCCGCACCAGCCGGUCCGUCCGCCGCUUCCGACUCGCACGAACGUCGCUCUUUCUUCCCAUCUGCACCGAAAUCGUCGUUCGCCUCAAAGCCAAAGGCCAAGCUAUCCGCUUCUGAAGCGAAGCACUUUGCGUCGCUCUCCGCCUCCGGGUCGAUCGGUAUGAAACUGUUGGAGAAGAUGGGAUGGCAGAGCGGAAGCGGUUUGGGAAAGGAAGGACAGGGUAUUGUGACGCCUGUUGGCGAGGGUCAGAAGAUUCGGAGGAAGGGCGAGGGUAUCAAGAGCGGAGAGCGGAGCAAGGGCGCGUUGCUGGAGGAGCGGCGACGGAAGGGCGGAGAUGUCGACGAGGAUGAAGGGGGCGCGGCGACCUCAGCCGCAGCAGCCGCAUCGAAGAAGCACGCCGCGCACGCCUCAGCUUGGCAAUCGGCCAAGCCGAAGAAGGAGAAGAAACAGAAGACGCAGUACAAGACCUACGAGGAGAUCGUCGCCGAGUCGGGUACGCAGGAGGGCGACGGCUUCCAGCAGGAGCUGCUCGUCGACUUGACCGGUCAAGCACUUCCGAAUCAGUCCCUUUCGUCACUUCCCGCGUUCGGCGCCGCCUCCGCGGACCCUACUCGACUUCCCGAACUCCGACAUAACCUCACCCUGCUCUGCUCGACGCUCUCUUCGUCUCUCAAGUCACUCGCUCGCGAAGGCGCCGGUGUUGAGCAACGCCGAGCAUACCUCGCGAAGGAAGAAGCGCGAGUCCGGCAGCUCGUCGAGGCGCAGGAGCGCAAGAUUGAGCGGCUGAAGGAGGUCAUGCAGUGUGUCGAGCGGGUCAGGCAGAAGGAGGGAGAAGCAUUCGAGUUGCUGCGCGCGCUGCAGAGUCAGGAAGACACUGUUGCGCCCGAAGCAGUGCUCGGGCGGUACGAGGACGACUUCGACAGACUGCUGGGCGCCUUUUCGCAGGAGUACGAGGAGCUUGGGCUGGACGAAGUGGUCGUCGCCGCUAUUGCGCCAAUACUUCGACGGCUGUGGCAGUCGUGGGACCCGCUCAGCAAUCCCGCCUACACCGUAUCGCAGCUGAAGCGGUUCCGCAAGCUCUUCCUUAUCGACAAAAACGCCUUGCCGACUUUCAGCGCAUCGUCGACCGACCUAGACGUGUACGGCCAGCAGGCGAAGGCGGAGCACGAAGCCAAGGCGCGCAAGAGACAGUCGGAGCGGCAGAUGACGCCGUACGAGACGCUCAUGUGGACAGUCUGGUUGCCGAAGGUUCGAUCAGCCGUCAACAACGCCUGGUUGCCAUCCGAGCCUCAAGCAGCCGUCGAGCUGUACACUUCUUGGCUUCCUCUCCUCCCUUCCUUCCUCCGCGACAACAUCCUCGACCAGCUCGUCCUCCCCAAACUGUCCGCCGCAAUCGCCGACUGGUCACCAUCCGCCUUCAAGCGCGGCUCAGCACCUGCUCUGCACACCCUCGUCUUUCCCUGGCUCGAGCAUGCGGGUCCGCGGAUGGACAUGGUUCUCGACGAGGCGAAGCGGAAGGUCCGCAGCUGGGUCAAGUCAUCUUGGCGCCCGAAGGAGGGCGUUCCGAAGGGACUGGAAGUCUGGAAGGACGCCUUCGCCAAGUCGGACUGGGACACGCUGCUCCUGAAGCAUGUCCUUCCUCAGCUUGGCUCUCUCGUACGGACGUCGCUCGUCAUCAACCCUCGUCAGCAGGAUCUCGGCCCCAUCGACGCCGUCCUCGCAUGGAAGCCGCUCUUGCGCAACUCGAUGCUGAGCCAGCUCAUCGAGGCGGAGUUCUUCCCGAAGUGGGGCGAGGCGUUGUGGCUGUGGUUGACGAGCGACGGGGUGAACCUGGAACAGGUGGCAGAGUGGUACUCGUGGUGGAAGUCCUACUUCCCCGACGACGUCGUUGCGCUGUCGGGAGUGUCGCGCGGCUUCCGCAAGGGUCUCGACUUGAUGAACCAAGCGAUGGCGCUCGGCGAGGAUGUCAAGUACAGGCUCAAGAAGCCCGACUUCACGCCCAAGCACGCUGGGCCCUCGACGCCGUCCGCUGGAUCCGCUGCCACCACGCCAAAGGCGACGACCUCUGCCCGGCGGCCGAUCUCGACGGCUCCUGCCCCGCCCGAGCCCGUCGACGACAUUUCCUUCCGUGCCGUCGUCGAGGAGAUCGUUUCGGCUGCCAACCUCGUCUUUCUGCCGACCGGCAAGGUCGCCCCGCAAGGCCAGGCGCUGUUCCGCGUCUCGAAGGGCAUCGAGGGCAAGGGCGGCGUGACGGUCUACCUCGAAGACGACGUCGUCUGGAUCGCCGAGAAGGGAGGGGAGUACAGUCCGAUCAGCGUCGACGAGAUGAUCAAGCGGGCGGGCGGAGCUCAGUAG